AUGCUUCGCAACUCCAUCACCGCCCUAGCCGGCCUCCUAGGCGCCACAUCAGCCUUCGAAUUCUACACCUUUGACGGCCCCGGCUCGCCAUCAUGCCACAACGUCGUCGAGGUCCACAACGCAACCAGCGUCGCCGAGAUGGCCUCGCUCGUCAAAGACGCCUCCCGCCGCGGCCUACAGGUGCGUGCCGGCGGCAAAGGCCACAUGUGGUACGACACGCAGUGCUCCGACAACGAGACCGUCAUCAUCCGCACUGAGUUUGUCAACGGCAUCUCCGACUUUGACCUCGAGGGCGGCAGCGUCGUGGUUGAGGGCGGAGUGACCUUUUUCCAGCUCGCCGAGUAUCUGCAUGAACGGGGGGCCAAUAUCGGCACGGGCUUGGUGAACUGGAACAUUACGCUCGGGGGCAGUAUCGCCAUGGGUGCGCAUCGUACGUCGCUGAGGGAGGAUGCCGUGGUGGUUGGCGGCGUGCUGGCGCUGGAAAUCAUUGACGGUAAUGGAGAUAUUCGAACAGUUUUUAGAGAUGAGAGUAAUGAGGAUUGGCUUGCUGCGUCGACGUCUUUGGGUUUGUUGGGGAUUAUUGCGCGGAUCAAGAUGCAAAUCUUCCCAGAGAGCAAAGUAUACGCCAUGCAAACGACUCUUCAAGAGAAUGAUGUUCUCAACGGCGAUAUCUAUAAGCUCAUCUCGCCAUAUCUGACAGCCAAUUUCUGGUGGUGGCCCUCCCAGCACAAAUUCCACUGGCGCACCUACGACAUCGUUCCCACAAACACAAGCAGCCAGCUCGGCUUCCAAUCCACCUUCUCCGUCACCGCCCUCGAAGCCGGCGCCGCCGUCGUCCUCCUCAACAGCGGCAAAUACAGCUCCAUCCCCAACCUCGCCGCCGAGGGCAUCUUCUUCGGGCUCUGGGAGAAGCCAAACUUCCACGACAAGGUCACCGACGCCGAAAUCACCGACUGGCCCGUCUACGGCUGGAACUACGACGUGCUGAUUGGCGGCCUGUAUCCCGGACAGAAACCCGAGUGGGAAUACGGGCUGAAAGGGUACACGCUCGAACUGGCCUUUCCCGUGACGAGGGCAAACGAGGUGCUGAAGCGGAUUCGGGCCCUGUUCGAUGCGGAAACGGCAAAGGGGAUGCCCAUGGCGUCGACGUACCGGAGCGGCAUCAACAUCAAGUUUGGCAAGGCGCAUUUUGAUUUCCUGGGGCAGGUCACGACGGAUACUGCUGAUGGGCAGGACUGGAGCAAGGGCGCCAUCAUGUUUGAUUUCCCGUCUUUUCGACCUAGUCUUGGAGAUGAGAAGCGAUACAACGAGGCAUUCUACAUCAAUUUGGCCAAUACAUUGGUUGACGAGUUCCCAUGCCGGCCUCACUGGACAAAGAAUACCCGUGAUGUCUUCAAGCGCGCAGUCAAAAACUUGGAUCCAAGUUACCUCUCUCGCUUUAAAGCUGUGCGGCAAAAGUUCGAUCCCAAGGGCAUUUAUCGCAGCGUUGUCGGUGAAAUUAUCGGCAUGUAUGACUGA
Trichoderma gamsii is the source of this 1518-nucleotide messenger RNA. Its product is annotated as FAD/FMN-containing dehydrogenase. Gene Ontology annotation, molecular function: D-arabinono-1,4-lactone oxidase activity; FAD binding. Gene Ontology annotation, cellular component: membrane. The record is from RefSeq and is a predicted model, not a curated record. The transcript has 5 exons. Lineage: Eukaryota; Fungi; Ascomycota; Sordariomycetes; Hypocreales; Hypocreaceae. Bases 1 to 1518 code for a protein of 505 amino acids.